AUGGACCUGAAUCCUCAUCAAAUGCAUACUUACAUGUCUGCUUCAGAUCCAUUCUCUUGUGUGUUUGCAACCACCACUCGUAACCAUCCUAUUCAUCUUAUAGCACAGGACAGCUACGUUGCACAUAUUGAGCAUAUGAUGCCAUGGAUGAAACAACUGCUGCCUUCUCAAUUGGUUUCAACCCCUCAGGAACAAAGAUAUUUGCUGGAUGCAACAGAUCCAUCAGGAUAUUUGAUAUUCAUCGCCCUGGUAGAGAUUUCCAACAGCAUUCAACCAUCCAAGGAAACUAGGAAGGACAAUCAGGUUGGUGUGGUUAAUUACAAGGGGUCUUAUAGUCAAACUAUAGCAAUACAUAGAGAAGAUAAUAUGGAGCUCUUAUAUGUCCUACAUGGUCAAGAAGGUGGGGUUACACAUGUAAGUUCAAUUCUCCAAAGAUGGGAACUAUCUUUGGAAAAUAAUGAAAGAGGAAGAGGUAAUAAGAAGAGGAAAGGAAGAGAUGAGACUCCUUAUGACAGUAGAGGUUCAGAUCCAGCAUCUUGGAAAGUUCCUCAGGUACUGUCUAUUAUAGCUUGUAAAACUUGCAACCAGGUUGUGGCUAUGUUCAAGAAACAUGGGAGUAUGAAUCAGUUUACAAUUCAUGAUUUGCAGAUCAGUAAUUGUGAAGUUAAGUAA
Lactuca saligna is the source of this 672-nucleotide messenger RNA. The record is from the annotation of a GenBank genome assembly. NCBI's taxonomy places the organism in Eukaryota, Viridiplantae, Streptophyta, Magnoliopsida, Asterales, Asteraceae.